UACUUUAGCAUUUAACUCGUAGUGUGACGUUUUGCUUUAACUCUUGUCCAAGACGAAAGUUUACGAUAUUAUUCAAUUGAAUAAAUUGUAUAGAUCUUUGAACAUACGGAGAUCAGAUUGCAUACAUUUUAAAUUUGGAACACGAUGUCAGUAUCAGUCACUUACUUUAAUCUGUGCGGAAUUAUAGCCUUCCACAAUUACGUAUAUUUUAUUAACAUAUUGAAGAUUAAAUAGGUAUCAAAAUGGCUGACGAUCUUUCCGUUAAAAGUAACAAGAGCGGUAACAAAAAAGCUGUCGAUAAAACAAGAAGGAAAAGGAAAGAAGGGGAAACUUCGUCUGUUGUAAGUGAAUCAAGGUCGCCGGCGACGUUAACGUCUUUUUCAAAGCAAGAUGACACAAAUCGGAUGUUUCAGUUGUGUGCACCGUGUCUACGAGAAGACAGAAAUGUGGAGUCUACAAAUUUUUGCGAUAAUUGUCAAGAAAACUUAUGUCUCUCGUGUGUGCAUCAGCAUAGUAAAUUCCCUACGAUGAAAGACCAUGUUAUUCACGGACACCAAGGCGAGACAGUACCGAUUGUUCCGUUAAAACUAGAGAAAUGUGAGAAACACAAUGGGAAGGUAUUGGACAUGUACUGUUACGACCACGACGCCGUUCACUGCGCUGCCUGUAUUGCCAUAAACCACAGAAAGUGUAAGAAAGUUUCAUACCUUCCAGAGGCCGCUAAAGAUAUAGCUGAAAGUCAAGAAUAUAAAGAUGUGUUAGAAAGUGUAACUAAAAUUAAAGUUGAGCUCGAAACAUCCAGAACUCGAAGACAAGAAGACAAUAUUCGGCUCGUAAAGGAAAAAGAGGACGUAAUUAUCAGAAUCAAGUACGUGCGCAAGAACAUUAACAGAUGUCUUGAUAAUUUGGAGAAAUUGACAAUGGACAAACUGGAUGCUGAAUACAAAAAGUACAACGAAAAGGUUAACAGAGACGUAGCAAGUUGUGAAGAUAUCAUUUCAAAACUUGAAGAACUCACACAAAAACUGUCUAAAGACCAACAACUAGACGACGCAAACAGAUUCAUUCAGAUGAGACGGGCGACCCACACAGUUAGUGAGGGACAGAAAAUAGUCCAAAUACAAGGUGAAGCAAAUGGAACAGAACAAAUACAGUUUAUACCGGACAACAGAGUAAAUGAAGUAAUCAAAAGCUUUCCGUCGCUUGGCUACUUUGCUUCCAAGCAGAAGCUCUUACAAGGGACUCUGAUUGGUCAAUUCGAUGUCCAUGUGGGUGCUGACGUCACUACCUGUCAAGUACUUGGCUCUGACUUUCUGCCGGACGGAAAAGCUGUAGUAACUGAUUGGGAAAACAAAAAAUUGAAGCUGUUAGAUACCUCAUACAAAGUAAUAGAUUAUUUGAAGCUCCCGGGAUGCCCUUACAGUGUAUGUAGUAUCAGUCAUAAUGAAGGGGUGGUCAGCAUAACCAACAUGAAGAAACUGCAGUUCUUUUCGAUAGAUUCUAGAAACAAGAUAAUAGAGGGGAAAGGCCUGAAGAUGUCCGAAUUCUGUCGUGACGUUGCCUGUAGCAACAGCCAAAUCUUUGUGGUCUGUGGAGCUUUAAAAGAAGGCGACAUGAACCAGAUAAGCAUACUAAGUAUGGACGGAAAACUCAUACGAAAUAUUGAAUCUAAUAAUUCAAGUGAAAACAUGUUUAUACGCCCACAAUACAUAGCAUUAAAUAGGAUAGGCACUAUAUUCAUUGGCGACGAAGAUAAGGGUAUUAUUGCACUAGAUGAAAAUGGAAAAGUCGUCGAUGUCUUUUCGAACAAGCUUUUGAAAUAUCCACACGGCGUAACUGUCGUAAACAACGACCAAAUAUUUGCCUGUGGAUUUGGGUCACAUAAUCUAGUCCAGAUUGGUAGGAACAUGGUGCUACUUGGAGAGGUUUUAUCAGAGAAAGCCGGAUUCAGACACCCGCGUUCUGUGUGUUACGAUGUGAACAGCCAACGAAUUUUGGUAACUUGUAAAAACACGAAUUUUGUUAGAGUGUACAGUUUGAAAUGAUUUUAAAAAGGAGAAUAAUAUAAUGUCUUAAAGAAACUAAUACAGACAGCACUAAUUUGUAAACUUCAGAUACACAGAACAAAUAUGUGGUUAGUGUACACUUUUCACACAUUUGUCACUUUCAAUAACUAAAAGAUUUUAUUACCACUACCGAAAAAUCUCUACAGCUGUAUGGAAACAAAAAGACAGAAAAGACUUUUCUUAUAAGGAUGACAAUAAUGGAAAUGAAAUAAAACAUGCUGUCUGGGAAUAAACUCCCUAAAUUAUUGUAAAGAGUUAAGUUUGUUUGGUCAACUAUUGCCCUAACAAUCACUUAGGAAGUGAGAUAACGAAAGAAAGUUGGAACGUGUAAUCUAAAGUGUUUAACUAUUAAGAAGCAAUCUAUAACUCUAUACCAAUGAUAUAUUUAUUAUUAUUAAUUAUGCUGUAUGGUAAA
This is a messenger RNA of Mercenaria mercenaria, 2481 nucleotides long. Its product is annotated as E3 ubiquitin-protein ligase TRIM71-like. Gene Ontology annotation, biological process: negative regulation of translation; proteasome-mediated ubiquitin-dependent protein catabolic process; protein polyubiquitination. Gene Ontology annotation, molecular function: zinc ion binding; translation repressor activity; ubiquitin protein ligase activity. NCBI's taxonomy places the organism in Eukaryota, Metazoa, Mollusca, Bivalvia, Venerida, Veneridae. The record is from RefSeq and is a predicted model, not a curated record. The transcript has 2 exons. The coding region runs from base 243 to 2045 and encodes 600 amino acids.